Messenger RNA from Tigriopus californicus, 2049 nucleotides. RefSeq lists its product as uncharacterized. The coding region runs from base 915 to 1967 and encodes 350 amino acids. The transcript is spliced from 7 exons. NCBI's taxonomy places the organism in Eukaryota, Metazoa, Arthropoda, Copepoda, Harpacticoida, Harpacticidae. The record is from RefSeq and is a predicted model, not a curated record.
UGCAUCAACACAGUAUUGAAAUUGAUUAGGUUUACUCAAAUGAUACUUCGUUGAAUGUGAGAAUGCAGUGGACAUGUACCCAAUUGCUCACGAACUACCCAGAUAUGUUCUCAAUGGCCUGACUUUCGUAACUAGAGCUCUAUGGUCAAUUUUCAAGCACACUGAUUUAGUUUUUAGAUGGAAGCUUUUUCAUAGCUGUUGAAGUCACAUUAGUCCCAUGAUUAAUCUGUUUCCUUUAAUACCAGGUUGCUAUCAGAAUGAAUGAAUGGUAAUGUUGUAAAUGGAGUCUCGUCCUAACUAUUUAUUUACAAUUUACAUCUUUAUCAACAAACCAAGUUUUGGGCCCUCUCUCAUACUUGUCAGCACAUACACUUUGUAGAAGAUCAGUCACCCUUUGGACCGUUUUGGACAGUUAAUAUCGGUCGUUCGCAUCCUCUUGUGAACGUGUCUCUGUCAAGAUGAGCAUGAUUCCAGGGAUGUGAAAUUCCGACUCACUAGCUUUCAGGAAAUAAGGCAAUUACCAUUUGCAAAUGUUCAGCUCUAGCGGUUUCUUAAUAAAGUCGGCCACUCUCUCUGGAUCUUAACAACAUCUGAUUUCGUCCGAUCGUCGUGUCCAUAUUUUCACAAGAUCCUUUCAAAGAAACAAAGACACACAUAAACACCAAAUCCGUUCAAGUGAGCUAAUCAUCAGGCUCAGUCGCCAGUCGACUUCGGGAGGAGGAUCCAACGCAUCAUUAGCAACUCUUUCCUGGGACAUCAAGAGAUCGUCACGGAUUUCUCUUCCACUACUGUCAACAUCUCCGCUAUCUAAUGAAGUAAUUCCAACUCACUUUUUGGACAGAGGAGUGAAUCGUCUUGAAUUUCCCGCGUGAAGUGUAGUGGUGAAAUCAUUGGUUGUACUUGGUUCCAUCAAAAUGGGUCGAUCAGAUAAGAAGAGGAAUUGCUGUGGGCGUCGAAAUUGCUCAUGGAUACCCCAUAUUCUGUCCAUAUUGUCAACUUCAUUGUGCAUCGUCAUCUUUUGGAUGGGUCUUUUUAAGUUCAAAGAAAUUGAUUCUCUUUUAAACAAAGCUGACGAACAGACAAACUCCACGGAAUGGAACUUGAUAAAAGCCAACAAAUCUCAAUGGAAGUCCCUCCAAGAGCUGGAACACCGUUUGGAUAUCCAUGUGCGCUCAUUGCAGGGCCUGGAGUAUAGGGUCAACCAAUCCCACAAUCCGAACCUUUUGCCCGAUUAUGAAUACGAUAGCCUCCUCGAACGAAUCGAUAACUUCGAACGGCAAUACGGAGGAGCCUUGAAUUGGCUCCACAACAAGAUCUCGAAACUUGAAAACGAAACUCUUUUGGACAUUGACGUACAAUUCAGCCAUCUGAGAUCCCGCAUUGAAAAGGGCGAGCAAUCCAGUAACGCCCACAACCAGCGCAUCAACGACCUCAAGGGUCGAUUGGAGGAGGAUUCGGACUUACUGGAGUCAAAUACCGUGGCCUUGUACAACCAAACUAGAACUCUGGAACAAGUCUUUUUAGACUUGGAAUCCCUGAGAGACUUAACGGAGAGUCUGGUCCCAAAUGUGUCUGAUGCUGACUCGAUUAAUUUGGAAGAAGAAAUUCAGAAGAUUCUAGUUCAAAUUCAAGAUCUGAAUGCCACGGUCUCCGAAACUAUUUUGGCUUCAAAUCAGGUUGUCCACCAGCCCCCAAUUGAACUGGAAUUGUUCAUCGCAAAUCUCAAUCAAAGCUACGACUCCCUUUCCGAUACUCUGGAAGAGCUCAAGGAUCGUCUUGACCUCACUGAGGGAACGUUGGGAAACUACACGAGGCGAUUGGAUUCCACCGAGAUGAAUUCGACCAAGAACACCCUGAAGGUCCAAAAAUUGAACAAUAUCACGAAGGAGUUUGUGGAACUCCAAACCGAAUUUGGCACUCUAAGAGCCCUUUUCGCCAACACCACUUCAAAUGGACAAGGAGCGUAAAAUAAGAAGCCAAUGGUGAUCUCUUCACACUCUUUUUUUUGCCUUUCCUCAUGAAAAUAAAUUGAUUGUUUUUGUGGUGUAA